Messenger RNA from Vigna umbellata (rice bean), 1790 nucleotides. It is a transcript of the gene PTAC15, whose product is annotated as plastid transcriptionally active 15. Gene Ontology annotation, cellular component: mitochondrion. Gene Ontology annotation, molecular function: double-stranded DNA binding. NCBI's taxonomy places the organism in Eukaryota, Viridiplantae, Streptophyta, Magnoliopsida, Fabales, Fabaceae. Gene Ontology annotation, biological process: regulation of DNA-templated transcription; mitochondrial transcription; mitochondrial ribosome assembly. The record is from RefSeq and is a predicted model, not a curated record.
CGUUUUCACCACUGCCACUUCACUAAACACAAUUUCGUCUACUUGGGCAUUGCAGAGAUGGUGUUGCCACUUGCUCUGUUUGGUAACUGUUGGUGUUCCUGUUCUUCUACCAUCUUCUGUCCAUUCCCACUACCAAACCCACCCUCUCGUUAUUCUUCAACCUUUCACACUAAGCUUCAGCCUCAACCCCAAUGCUCACUCGCUAAAAUCCACGUCAAACCCCAACUAUCAAACCGCGACUCCAUUCGUCGCUGUCGCAGCACCAAUUCCCUUCCCAUUGCUGAUGCUCAAGCCGCGUCGUUCUUUGCUCUGUUUCAAGAAAUUGGGAUUGGCUUUGAGGAAACUCGAGUGCUCUUCUCCAACAACCCUGACCUAACCUCUGUGUCUGUAGAAUCAUUGCGCGCUCGCCUUAGUUCUCUACGAUCUCUCGACUUCGACCCUCUCGCACUCGGCAAAUUAAUCACAAAGCGUCCAACUGUCCUAACAGACAACCAAAUUGACCCUUUGUUGACCUUCCUUCGAGACGAAUUGCAAGGAAAACUCGAGAAACCGCGACUGAAUCGCCUCUUAUCUUCUACGGAACAAAAUAUAUUGGCGAGUUUUCCUCAGAAGGUUCGAUUCCUCGUUGACCGGGGAAUCCCCGUUGACCAGGUUGUGCAUGUGCUUAACAAAGUGAGUUUGCCAAAGGUCUUGUGUGGCAGGUCGGUUGAUGAAAUCGAUAGAACUUUAGCGUUCUUCGAACCCUUUGGUGGCAUUGAUUUGAUUCUUAAACGCCCUCAAAUUUUGAACCAUGAUUUGGAUGCUCAAAUUAUUCCAAGAGUGAAUGUUCUGAUGGAGCUUAGUGAUGGAGAUGUGGAUAGUGUUGGGAAGGUGUUGGUUAGGUUUCCCCUUUUUUUGAACUAUAGUGUGGAACAUGUGGAGGGACAUGUUGGGUUUUUGAGUUCUUUUGCUGAGCUAGAUUACAGACAGAUAUUUAGGAUAAUACAAGUGUAUCCGGCUGUUGUUACUGCCAGCAGAGAGAGGAAACUGCGUCCAAGAAUACAGUUUCUCAAGGACUGUGGGUUAGACUCAGAUGAAAUCUUCAAGUUCUUGAUUAAAGCGCCCACAUUUCUCAGCACUUCAUUCCGUGAGAACAUUGCAUAUAAGCUGGUGUUGCUGGUGAAGAUUGGGUAUAGGUUCAGGACAAAGGACUUCUCAGUGGCGGUUAGGUCUGCCACUAGGACAAACAGUAUGAACAUGCAGAAGGUGAUUGGUAUGUUCUUGAAUUAUGGGUUUUCAUGUGAAGAGAUCGUUGCCAUGAGCAAGAAGCAUCCACAAAUACUACAGUAUAAUCACGCUUCUUUGGAGAUGAAGAUGGAAUACUUGAUAGAGGAAAUGGGGCGUGACACUGAGGAGUUACUGGUUUUUCCUGCAUUCCUUGGGUACAAGUUAGAUGAUAGGAUUAAGCAUAGGUAUGAAGUGAAGAAGAGUGUUAGAGGUGCAGGAAUGUCUAUCAAUAAGCUUUUAUCUGUUUCCGAGGAGACAUUCACUGGCAAACCAAAAAAGGCCCAUGCAUAGCGGAGCUUCAGUAAUAUAAAGGUGAAUAGUCAACCUAUUUUCUUUCUUCUGCUUCAGUUUUGAUGCCCCUUUUUGUUUCAUUCCUUGUGUCUCAAAGCCUUAUCCAAGGAACCGUAGUAGGAAGAGUAGUUCUACCACUUCUUCAGCUCUAUGAAUUCAUACCGGGCGUUAAAAGAGAGGGGAAAUCUUGUAGUGUGAUGGGUGCAAUCAUGUAUAAAAACACAUUUCAUGCA